AUGACGGACAAAUUCUGCAAUGCUCUAUUGCGAACCACGGCGUUGCAGAUUCUACAAUCAGCAGGCUUUGAUUCGGCACACGCGGAUCCUACCAACAUUUUGACUGAUGUCUUGAGUCAAUAUCUUCAGCUGCUUGCCAGCACUUCGAUGGCGUAUGCUCAACUUGCCGGAAGAGGCACCAGCAAUGCAUGGGAUGUUGUGGAUGGUCUUGACGAACUCGGCUUGACUGUGGACAGCUUACGAGAUUGGUUGGAUGAUGAGGGCAAAGCCUUAGCACCAAGUUGGUCAGAGCAAUCAGAUCCUGGACGUACAUUGGAUGCUGUGGUGAAGAAUGGAAGGAAUCAACAUCAGGAUGUCCUUGUGUAUGAAUACACCGAUGAUGAAGAAAGGUUAUAUGAUCAAGAUAGCAGCGAUGAUGAAGAAGAAGAAGAAGAAGAGGAACAACAACCUGUUACUUCACCCAUACCCAUCAACAAUGACUUGCCCGAGUAUGUGCCAUCUUAUUUCCCACCAUUCCCUACAUCCAUCAACAAGCAAGACGAGCCACCACAACCCACCACAGGUCCAACUUCAGUCCUUGCAGCACCAACACCAGCACCACCUACAGCAGCAGCAACAGCAUCUCAACAACAACAACAACCACCUAUAUCCACAUCGGGUGCACCCGCUCCUAUCAUUGUACGCAGUAGGAAAAGAGCGAUCGAUAAUCCCUUUACACAUGUGGUGCCUUUUGAAGAAUCAGCACUUGCAGCAUCGGCAGCAGAAGGAAGUGGAGGUGCAUUAUCAUUGACUUUGGAUGAAGAGAAUGAGCGUCAAUCGACACCAACGAAUGAAGGACGUAAUGGUGACAAGAAACGACGACGUACAGCGUUGAGCACGAUUCCAAUGAAGAAUGCAGUAGGAUCAUUGACCGACAAGGAGAAUCCAUUGUUGAAGCGUAAAGCACGUGAUGAGCUUAUUGGUAACCAUGCCAUGUUCAGACGCAUGACACAAAAUGAAGCAGCACCUGGCAACACCAUGUUUUCUUCACCCACCGGCGUAUUGGCUGAAUUACUUCAUCGUGUCGCCCCACCCACCCUGGUAUCCAAGUUAUCGGCUCCCAAUUUAUUGGUCGAUGUAGCAUCAACAACAACAACUAAUACUCAACCUGCAACAUCAACACAAUCAUCAUCUCAACAACAAUCACAACCUUCUUCUUCUUCCUCCAAUGGAAAGGAGCAACCUUCUCGAUCAUCAUCAGGAUCCAUGUUGGCAAGUUUGGCUGGUGGACAGUAUAAUCGUAAACAAUCAAACGUCGAAGAGUUAGGAUCUUCACCUCCUGUAACAACAACGACAACGACAACAACGGCUACUACAACAAUGGCUACUACUCCUACUACCUCUACUACACCCACUACUACUACUACCGCUACUACUACCACACCCGCCACAUCCACAGCGGCCGCUGCCACCACCUCCACGAGUACACUUACACCCAUUUCAUUGGCAUCACUUUCAGCAGGACAUGAGCCAUCAUCAUCACAACAACAACAACAAAAACAAAAACAAUCCUCCUCCUCAUCGUCAACGAAAAAGAAAUUACCCAAAUUGACACUUAAUUUGUCCAACAACAAUGAUGCACCCGCAACAACAACGACGCCUUCAACCGCUGAAAGCACACCUACUUCACUCAAUACACCAAAGAUCCGUUUCAAGAUCAAGCCACCGGAAGAUACCUCUGCUCCUUCUACACCCAAUGCACAAUCUUCAUCCUCUCCACCACAGGCACGGCCUUCUUCUUCAUCGUCAUCCACGCCUGCAUAUGAGUCUGAAACGAUUCAGAUCACUGAUCCUAUUACGACGACGACGACUACUCCUACUGGAACGGCUCCUGUUGAUAUUAUGCCACCGGAUGCUAGUGGUGAAAUUGUGCAUUGUAUAUGUGAGAACCCAACGGUGGAUUACGGUACAUUCAUGAUUGCAUGUGACAAGUGCGGUGUCUGGUAUCAUGGUACUUGCGUAGGCGUAGCAGAAAGUGAUCAAGUAGAAGAAUGGUAUUGCAGAAAUUGCACGUGA
Molecule: messenger RNA, 2055 nt
Organism: Lichtheimia ornata
Lineage: Eukaryota; Fungi; Mucoromycota; Mucoromycetes; Mucorales; Lichtheimiaceae
Exons: 2
Coding region: 1-2055 (684 amino acids)
Cellular component (GO): transcription factor TFIID complex
Molecular function (GO): protein heterodimerization activity
Source: RefSeq, a predicted model, not a curated record